AUGGCUGAAAUUCGGGAUUCGGUUGAGCUGAAACCAUCGGACACACUCAAAGAGCUCUUCACAUAUGAUAAAACGUUAGCCAAUCUAAACUCCUUCGUCGACGCUCAUCCACAACGAGUCCAAGAGGCGGAAGCGAUGAGAAAAAUUGUCGAUCUUGUGCCGGAUUUCAACAAUUAUCAGAGAUUAUUAGCGAAUACUUGUCAGCCACCACUUUUGGCGCAUAUGGACAUGUGGUCAGGGAAUAUUUUGUGGAGAAAAACGACCGACCGGGAAUAUCAACCGAUUGCGAUUAUCGAUUGGCAAGUUUGCGAGGUGGGCACUCCGAUCAAUGAUCUCGUCCGGUGGAUCCCGAGCGCCGUUUCCGUGGAGGAAUUGCUGACAAAUCGCAACAAAUACCUCCGUGACUAUUACUCAGUUCUUCUCGAGAAAGCCGAUGGUUGCAAAUUGCCAUGGGAAACUUUU
This is a messenger RNA of Mesorhabditis belari, 462 nucleotides long. Lineage: Eukaryota; Metazoa; Nematoda; Chromadorea; Rhabditida; Rhabditidae. The record is from the annotation of a GenBank genome assembly.